Messenger RNA from Brassica napus (rape), 1196 nucleotides. Its product is annotated as auxin-induced protein X15-like. NCBI's taxonomy places the organism in Eukaryota, Viridiplantae, Streptophyta, Magnoliopsida, Brassicales, Brassicaceae. The record is from RefSeq and is a predicted model, not a curated record. Gene Ontology annotation, biological process: response to auxin. The coding region runs from base 1 to 300 and encodes 99 amino acids. The transcript has 2 exons.
AUGGCGAUCAGGGUUCCUCGCAUGCUACAAUCAUCAAAGCAGAUUCUACGUCAAGCAAAACUGUUUUCAUCUUCCUCCUCCUCUAGCUAUCUUGAAGUUCCAAAAGGCUACUUAGCGGUUUACGUAGGAGAAAGAAAGAUGAAGAGAUUUGUAGUUCCCAUCUCGUACUUGAACCAACCUUCAUUUCAAGAUCUCCUAAGAAGGGCAGAGGAAGAAUUUGGAUUUGAUCAUCCAAUGGGCGGCCUCACUAUUCCUUGCAGUGAAGAAACCUUUAUCAAUCUUGCUUCUCUCCUCAACUGAUCAAGACUCACUCAAAUAACCUUUUCUGUUAAGUGAAAUGUAUUCCCAAACAGAGAUCAAAGCAAAUACAAAGCUGGAUAACGAUUAUAUUGAUGAUAGACUGUUUACAAGUACUCAAGAACCUUGAGAGAAUUAUUAAUGGAGUCUCUCCUCUCCCCCUUUCACUCUUUUGAUCUAAUCCCUCGAUGGUCUUAUUCUCAAAGCAACAAACGACUUAAAUAGAAAAGGCAAAGACGGCUCCGUCACUCCCACUUGCUAAUCCGUUAACCUCUCACGUGCACUGUGAUCCUCCACGUCAUUGAUCCUUAGUGUGUAGAUAAGCUCCACUUGCACCUCACCUCGUCUUCUAGAAGCAUUAUCCUUUCUUUACCCAUUACUCUUGUACCAGUGCACAUAACAUUUUCACAAUGAUUUUGUACAUUUCUUUCAGAUAUUAGUUUUCUUCAAGAGAUGAGAUGACAUCUCUCCUUGAAAGUGAAACAGAGACAGUGUAACACUCUUUUUCCUCACUUAAAAAAAGAAGAACUAUCUGAAACCAUUGUACUGUGUGUGAAAAAGGUAGGCCUUGAAGGUUCUGAAAGAGCAAGAGUAUGUCCAUCUAACAUCAGAAGAACUGAAGCCAUGCUUGGCCUCUCUGAAACUUUAUCUUGGACACAAAGAAGACCAAUGUUUAUGCAUCUCAGGAUCAUGUUCGAUGAAUGACUUGACAUUGUCAUCAAAACCUUGUCCACAAGAUUCAAGGCAAUACCUUCCUUCCAAUUUUUCCAUGCCUAAACCAAAAUUAUUAGUAAUCCAAGGUUGUUAAUGAAACAAUAUGUGAUCAUAGUUCUUUUGUUUUUUUUUUCCAAUAUAAUAAAAAAAAUACUUACGAAGGUAAGGAGGCCUUCCAUGCUGUC